AUGAUAAUCAAUGAUCUAGCAUUUAAUCCUGAUUACUCAUCAUUAUCAAUCUCAACUUCUGAAAAUCAUAAAAUUUUCAAUUGUGAUCCAUUUGGUGAGUUAUAUUCAUCGGCUCAAAAUCCAUUACGAAAAUCACUUUCAAAUUCAAUUGAAAACGAAGAGCAACAACUGCAAACCGCUAAACCGGUUGAACCAGAUGUUUAUCCUACGAAAUUAUUAAAGAUGUUGUUCUCAACAAGUUUAACGAUCAUAGUACCUGAGGACGACAACAUAUUAAAGAUUUAUAAUUUGAAGCAAAAUUUAAAAAUAAUGGAUUUAAAGUUUGAAUCACUGGUAAUUGAUGUGAAGUUGAAUCGAAAAAGGUUAGUUGUCGUUUUACAACUGGGUGAAAUCCAAAUAUAUGAUUUAAGUUGUUUAAAAUUGUUGAAGACUUUAAAAAUCAAAUCUACAAUUGAACAUGGAUUUAUAGGGGAUUUAAGUAUAAAUGAUUUAUCUUGGUUAUGUCUACCUUUAAAUUCAUUAAAUGACUCAUCACUAGUUAAUGAACAGUUAAAUGAAUAUAUUGCGAUAACACCGAAGAUUAAAGAAACUAAGAUAUUGGACAAUCCCAAGAUUACAAUCGAUGAUUUAAACAAGGAAGGUCAUGGUUGGUUAUUAGUUUACGAUACUAUCAAUUUAAAACCGAUGAUUAUAUUCAAAGCUCAUGAUUCGGAAAUUGGUAAAAUAUCGAUAUCACAUCUAGGUUCUAAAAUUGCCACAGCAUCCACUAAAGGCACGAUAAUACGAGUGUUUGACCUUGUACAAAAUGAAGAAGACAAAGUUACAUUAAGUAGUGUGAAAAAUUUAAGACGUGGUCAUAAUUUAACUACCAUUAAUUCAUUAAGUUUUCAUAAUCAAGAUUUAAUUUUAGGUUGUGGAUCUGAAUCUAGUACAAUACAUUUAUUCAAAUUGAGUGAUAAAGAUAUAAAUUUAGAUGAGAAUGAAGAUGGAAGGGAUAUUUAUGAUCAUAGUGAUGAACAAAGUGACGGAGAAGCAAAUAGAUCCUCAUCAGAUGAUUUGAAUGAAAGUCUUGCAAAUCUACUAUUAUAUUCUCAAGAAGAAAAACCACAACAACAAACUAAAUCAAAAUCAUGGUUCAAGAAAACAAAAAAGAAAUUUAUAAAUAAUCAAUAUACUUCAUCUAUACUUAAGAAUAUUCCUUACAAAGAUUUGUUUGAUAAUUUAAUUUGGGAACCUCCUACAAGAUCUUUUGCUUAUGUAAAAUUACCAGAACAUACUUAUCAACAACAUAAUAAAAAUAAAGUAGAAAUUGGAUUUUAUAAUGAUCUAAUAUUUAUUGCUUCUUAUCAAACUGGUAAAUUCUAUCAAUACCAACUACCUAAACAAAGGACUGGAAUAACUUUAAAGUCCAAUAAGGAUAAAUCAGACGACAAAGAAAACAAUCAACAUCGUGAGGAAUGCCUGUUGAUAAAUCAAUACGAUAUGAUAUAA
Messenger RNA from Lodderomyces pseudojiufengensis, 1491 nucleotides. RefSeq lists its product as uncharacterized. Gene Ontology annotation, biological process: protein localization to phagophore assembly site; protein lipidation; autophagy of mitochondrion. NCBI's taxonomy places the organism in Eukaryota, Fungi, Ascomycota, Pichiomycetes, Serinales, Debaryomycetaceae. The record is from RefSeq and is a predicted model, not a curated record. Bases 1 to 1491 code for a protein of 496 amino acids. Gene Ontology annotation, cellular component: extrinsic component of membrane; phagophore assembly site membrane; fungal-type vacuole membrane. Gene Ontology annotation, molecular function: protein binding; phosphatidylinositol-3-phosphate binding; phosphatidylinositol-3,5-bisphosphate binding. The transcript has a single exon.